Sinocyclocheilus anshuiensis is the source of this 5205-nucleotide messenger RNA. RefSeq names its product interferon-induced very large GTPase 1-like. The transcript is spliced from 2 exons. Bases 16 to 5205 code for a protein of 1729 amino acids. Gene Ontology annotation, molecular function: GTP binding. Lineage: Eukaryota; Metazoa; Chordata; Actinopteri; Cypriniformes; Cyprinidae. The record is from RefSeq and is a predicted model, not a curated record.
GGAUGUCGCGUCUCAAUGAUCAACCUGAUUGGCUUACAUGAAACUGCACUUGAUCUGGAUGCUCUCACUGAUAAACUAGUGAAUGAAAAUGACAUAAUUGCCUUCAUCUUUGUUGUGCGACUGGGCCAGUUAACAGAUGCUGAUAAGAUGGGUCUUGAGUGGCUUCAGAGAGUGUUUGGUGAUGAAGUUCUUCAGUUUGUGAUGAUUCUCUUCACCUAUGAGAGCGAGGAAGAAUCUGACUCUAUAAUAGAUGAUCUGAAGAAAAACUCUGCUCUAGAGCGGCUGAUUGAGAAAUGUGGCGGAAGAUAUCACACCUGCAGCAAGAACAUGAGCAACCAGUCAGAGAUGACAGACCUGAUGAACAGGAUUGAGCAUCUGUUUACUGAUAAUAAACAGCAGUGCUACACUAGUGAGAUGUACAACACAGCAUUGAGACAGAGAGAAGAUGUGCAAAACAGGACAUCUAAAAGUGAGAAGUGUUCAUUCGAUGGGGCACGAUUAGAUCAUAACAGAAACGGAAGGAGGAAAGAAGUAGAGCAUCUAUUUCACAGACUUCAUCUUGAUAACAUACACCCCUCUAAACUAAGAGCUGCAGAUGUUCUUCAACUAACAACACAUUCAUUACAGUCCCAUGAGUCUUGUGCUGAUGAGGACCUCAUACAGACUUUCCUACAAAAAAUACUGAUGAUGAACUACAGAGCAAGGUACAUUAAAACAAUACAUGCACAGCAUGACAGACAUCAAAGAAACAAUGACUUUUUAGAAUAUGAGAGUGAUGCUGAUAUUUUCCAAGAUGCAUCUUUAAUUCUUGAAGAAGCAAAAAGGAGAGAUGCUAUUCACCCGAUGGAUGUUCAGAUGGCUGUGUUUCAUUGUGCUGAUAGUUUCCUAAAGCAGCUGAUGGUGACUAAACUGUCUCAGUGUCAGUACGCUCUGCCUCUGCUUGUUCCUGAUCCAUUCACACAAGAGAUUGAGUUUCCUCUCUGGACAUUCAGACAAAUCAACAAGAGCUGGAAGAUGAAAGAGCCCAACAAUGAAAUCAUCAGUAUAAUCCAGCCUGUCUGGAAGGCAGAAACACCUAUGGUGUUUUUCUUUAGGUUUGGCUCGGUGUCCUCAUCCAAAUCUCAGCUGAUGAACAAUCUAAUAGAUGACAAACACAACACGUUCUUCCACAGGCAUUGCCCAGGCAGCAGCAAAACCAGACUACUGAUGGAUGGAGUGGUGGAGAUCGCCUGGUAUUGCCCCUCUAGGAAAGACAGAGAUAAAUUUACUCAGUGUAUUGCUUUCUGUAACCUUCAUGGUGAUGCAGAAAACAGUGCGAAACAGCUGCAGAUCCUCACUGAAAUGGCAUCAGUCAAUGUUGUUGUUCUACCACAACUUGAUCAGAAUGACAAGAACGCAAAAAAAAUUCAAAACCUGUACAGGGGCAGAAAGCCACUUAUAUGUCUUCUUACUGAGAAUGAAUCUAGUGUAACUGAAAUGAGAAAAGGAAAAUACAAAAUUGGAUUAAAAGAGAGAAAUCAGUCAGAUGUAUCUGAAGAACUCGAACAGGUUAUAAAUGGAUGUCUCUUGUUCUCAUCGCCAGAAUCAAAUUCUGUUUUCAGUCUAGAAGAUGUGUCCAAACACACAGGUAUCAGAGUAGAUGAGAAACAUGAUCAUGACUGCAGAAGAGGAAAAGAAUCAGCCCAGAAGAUAAUGAGUUUAGUGAAGGAUAAAGAUCUGACAGAAAUCAAAGAAUCAUUUCUGCCCUGUCAGGGGAAACUGUGGCAUCAGUGGUGUGAAAAGAACAAAGAAUUACAUAGAUCUCAAGGAAAUGAAACAGACAUGGAAAUAAAACAGAAACAAAACAUGAAGAAAAUCCGUGAAGAGCAGCAUGUGUUGGACAUUGGUGACUUCAUGAAGUUGUUUAUUACAGAAAUAAAUUCACAAUCUCCAAAUGAGAAGAUAUUUUUUCUUAAAUGGCUCGCAAUCCUCCUGGAUGAAUACACCUCAGCUGACCUUUCUGCUCUACAUUACAAGUACAAUGAAAAAUGGUCAAAAGUCAGAGCUGUGCAACAGACGACCAAUGAACAUGCAGAACUUGAAAGGAUAUCAAGAGAACUUCAAGCAGCAACCUUUGGCUUGGAGCACAUCCUGAGGGAGAUCGGUCAGAUCUAUGAAUCGUGUAAAUCAGUGAAUAAGAACAAAGAAGGUCUGCCAUGUAAUUUUUCUUCUCUCCCGAGUCUUGCAGCAGAGAUGAUGAUCUCUGGAUUUCCACUGGAGCUGAUGGAUGGAGAUGCUGCUCAUGUUCCUGUGGUCUGGGUUACUGCUGUUCUACAUGAACUCAUCCAGAAACUGGGAGACAAGAGAGUGUUUGUGUUGUCAGUUUUAGGGAUCCAGAGCUCUGGGAAAUCCACUAUGCUGAACGCCAUGUUUGGACUCCAGUUUGCCGUCAGUGCUGGCAGAUGCACCAGAGGAGCUUUCAUGCAGCUGGUCAGAGUCUCAGAGGAGAUGAAGAUAAAAGAACAGCUGAAGUUUGACUAUAUUCUGGUUGUUGAUACUGAGGGGCUUCGUGCUCUAGAACUGUCUGAAAGGUUAACAAGACAUCAGGACAAUGAAAUGGCCACAUUUGUUGUUGGUCUUGGUAAUUUAACAUUAAUCAACAUUCUUGGAGAAAGCCCAUCAGAGCUGCAGGAAAUUCUUCAGAUCGUUGUUCAGGCCUUCAUGAGGAUGAAGAAGGUCAGACUGAAUCCCAGCUGCAUGUUUGUUCAUCAGAACGUUUCAGAAGUCACAGCCGGAGAGAAAAACAUGGAGGGAAGGAGACGACUGCAGGAGACACUGGAUGAAAUGACAAAACUUGCUGCUAAAGAUGAAGUCUUUGAUGCUGAAUGUUUCAAUGAUGUCAUUACUUUUGAUAUACAGAAAGAUGUGAAAUAUUUUGCACAGCUGUGGGAGGGCAGCCCACCAAUGGCACCACCAAACCCAUCAUACUGUGAAAACAUCCAAGAGCUAAAGAAAACUUUUUUUAGCCAUGCCUCAAAUUCAGAUGGCUUAGAGCUGACACACCUAAAAGGCCGUAUUAAUGAUCUCUGGGAGGCUUUACUGAAUGAACGAUUUGUGUUCAGCUUCAGAAAUUCUCUGGAAAUUGCGACAUAUCGAAAACUGGAGACAGAAUACAGCAAGUGGUCCUGGAGUCUCCGCAGAACCAUGCUGGAUAUAGAGAAUAAACUUUACAACAGCAUAGAAAAUGAAAGAAUUCAUGAGGUUUCAGAAAGUGAUCUUCAAGAAAAACUAGGAGUGAAAAGUGAAGAAGUAGAAGAAUCAAUGUCAGAAUUUUUUGAGAAAGACAAAGAUAAAGAUAUACUGAUACAGUGGAAAGCAUCAUUUUGUAUAAAAAUCAGUGGUCUUCAGGAAAACAUUGUGAGAGAAACAACUAGGAAAUUAAAUGAGAUUUUACAGCAGCGAGAUAUGAAGAAAAGGAUUGAUGCUCAGAAGACACGUUAUGAAAAUACUCUCUUGGAAAAGAGCAAAGAACUUGCAGUAAAACUCAAAGACAAAGCAAAUGAUGAAGCAAUCCUGAAAAAAGAGUUUGAUUCCUUUUGGAAAGAGUGUGUUAAUAAGAUUACCAGAGAAACUCCUCAAAUCAAAAACAUUGAUGUAUUAAAUGACAUGAAACAACUUCUUUGUCAUUAUGAAAGUGUCAGUCUAAAUGACUUGAAAAAGAGCAAGGAUAUGUUUUCUUUGCCACGGUAUUCAGAUUAUGUACAGAUAAAGAAACCCAGAGGAAUUUCAGAACAUGCUAAAAAUGCCUUCAGAUCAGCUAAACAGACAUUUAGUUACAUUGAGGCUGAAACCCAAAUUAAAGCCUUAGUCAAUGACAUUGCUCAACAUGCAGACAAAAUGAUCAUGUCGUAUAACAUUGCAAAGAUGGGCUACAACAAAACCUACAUUCAGGAACUCGCAGAUUAUAUCAAAGACAGAGUAGUAAAUUAUGAGCAAGGUUCCAGGAACUAUGUGUUUAAGAAGCAAUUUUACAUGGAUUUGGUCAUUUCCAUCUGUAAGAGAGAAAACAAGGUAAUUACUGACCAACACAGAAGAUUCAGGGAAGCCAAUGAUCCUGUUUUCUAUUUUGAACAGAAGAGCGAAGAGUACUAUAGUAUUUUUCAGAAAUACUGUCAAGGUGCAACAUCAGCUGCCAUUUUUGGUGAGAUCAUCUGUCAGAAACUGAAAGAGCCCAUUCAAAAGAGUGUCUACAAAGAUACUGCCAGAGAUUUGACUAAUGAAAUUCAAACAAAGUGUGACUCACUAAAUGGAAACAGAUCUAAACUAGAGAAACACAUCCUCAAGAGUCUGGCAGAACAGGAAGAUUUUUACAAGUACAUUACAUACUUUAACAGUCCCAGAGACCACUUAAAGAGUUUUGUCAGAGAUGAAGUCAGUCAGUUCAUCACUGAUACGUUUGAAGUGAGUGUUUGCCCCAAGAUGAAGGAGAACAUUGAACUCCUGCAGCAAAAGAUCAUGGAAGCAGCUCAAAGAGCGACUACACUCGUCAACACGACCAGCGGAGAUGUUCAGAAGUGGCUGGAUAAUUUCACACUGCAGCUCUCAGAUGUGCUGAUAUUCUCUGUAAAGGACCUCAGUGGAGUGAGUCAUGAAGGUGUGGAUGAUUUCAACCUUCUAGAAGAUGUGAUAAGCAAAUUACUUGGUUUAGUAUCAUCUGAAAUACAACAUAAAUUCAGUACAGAGACAUUUCCAGUAAAUCUGGAAGAGAAGGACAGACCAGAUGAGAUUCUGAUUGAUCAUCUCUGUCAGUGCUGCUGGGUUCAGUGUCCGUUCUGUGCAGCCACCUGCACCAACACUGUAGAAAACCAUUCUGGAGAUCACAGUGUUCCUUUCCAUCGAGUGGAUGGACUCACUGGAAGCUGUUAUGAUGAAACAGAGUGUCUCGGUGCAGAUUUUUGCACAAAUUUAGUAAGAACUAGUAAAAUGUUCUAUACUGGCCAGUGGUUUCUGUGCAGAAAGUACAGAAAUGCAGGAAAUGUUUAUGCAGAGUGGAACAUCACUCCUGACUUCUCAGAGCUGCCGUACUGGAAGUGGUUUGUGUUCAGAUUUCAGGAAGAUCUGGAAAAACACUUUGAGAAAAAAUUCCACAUGUGGGAUGAGAUUUCAUAUGAAUGGAGCCAAUACACAAAAGAGCAAGCUAUCGGGAGUUUGGAUGAAUACAUCUAA